AUGGACAACUACCCUUCCCCCGAUUUUCGCGCGCAGCAUUUCCCGUCGCAUAGCGAGCCAAGAGUAUGGCUAAUCACCGCCGGAGAUUCGCCUAUUGGCAUCUCUGUCGCGCGGCAGGUCCUUGCGCAUGGUGAUUAUGUACUGCUGGGGCUUGCGCAUUCAGUUUUACAACGAGACCAGCGCCGUCGGGAUGGAUUCGAAGCUUUCUUGGCUGAGAUCGAGGAACACCGCGACGAAGGAUGGAAGGAGCGGAUGAAGGCGGUUCCUCUGGACAUAAGAAUGAUGGGUGAGUGCCAGGCGGUUGUCGCAGAAGCAGCGGCGACAUUUGGCCGGGUAGAUAUGCUUCUAUGCUGCACAAGUCAAGCUUUGAUUGGCACUGUCGAAGAGCUAUCGGCUUCAGCUCAAACCUUGAACCUUGUGCGCGACCAAUUCGAGAUCAACUACUUCGGUCCACUGAACAUAAUCAAAGCCGCCUUGCCACACAUGAGAAGAGAAUGUAGUGGCCAUGUCAUGAUCCUAUCAGGAAUCACGGCGCACAUCGGGACACCCGGCCUGGGAAUGUAUUGCGCAGCCGGCUGGGCCCUUGAAGGUUUCUGCGAUAGCCUCGCGUUCGAAGUCGCGCCCUUCAACAUCAAAGUCACCAUCUUUCAAUGCAGCAUCGAAAUCGGCAUCCUCACGAACCUCGUCACCAGCGUCCCACCCAUAUUCCCCGCUUAUUCACCAUCAAACAACAGCGCACCCCUCUUCCGUGGGAUUCUUAACCAUCUCGUCCCUCGACUCCCAGACGCCCAAUCAGAGGGCGUACAAAAUCAGUAUAGCUCUCCCGGGGAUGACGAUCCAGAGAACACGAGAGUCAGUUCAAUCGAGAGUGGCCCAUUUUCUGUCCCAGAGGUCGUCUCCAUGCACCCGCCACUAAGUUCCGCACACUUGGAGGUUCUGGUGUCUGAAACUGUCUAUGCCAUCACAUCUAUUGGCGGGCAUGAAAAUCCGCCGUCCCGUCAUAUUGUAGGGCAGGAAGGUGUUGCUAGUGUCAAAGAAAAAUUAAAGACCGUGAGCGAAGAGUUGGAGGAUUUUAUUCAAGCUAGUUAUGCGGUGGAUGUUGCGGCGGACUCGGAUAUACCGCCAAUUGGAUGA
Penicillium odoratum is the source of this 1134-nucleotide messenger RNA. Its product is annotated as short chain dehydrogenase/reductase family protein. The record is from RefSeq and is a predicted model, not a curated record. The transcript is spliced from 5 exons. Bases 1 to 1134 code for a protein of 377 amino acids. Lineage: Eukaryota; Fungi; Ascomycota; Eurotiomycetes; Eurotiales; Aspergillaceae.